This is a messenger RNA of Plasmodium gonderi, 1893 nucleotides long. RefSeq lists its product as hypothetical. Bases 1 to 1893 code for a protein of 630 amino acids. Lineage: Eukaryota; Apicomplexa; Aconoidasida; Haemosporida; Plasmodiidae. The transcript has a single exon. The record is from RefSeq and is a predicted model, not a curated record.
AUGAAUAAUAAUAUGAAUCUAAAGUUAUCAAAAAGAUCUGGUGAAAAUGAUGAAAAUGCACUAAUUGAUGAAAACAGAAAAAAUAUUAACUACAGAAAUAGGGAAGUUAAUAGUAAUUAUUACAAGAACAAAAAUUUAAAUGAAAAGUUAAAAAGUAAACAAGCUGUAGUUAAGGGUAGUGAAAUAAAAACACACCUUUCUAGCAAGAAGCCUCCAUUAAUAAAUCAUACAAAUGUUCAAAAUAGUCUGAAUAAUGAAAACGAAAAUGUUAAAAGGGAUUUCAAGAAAGCGACAGUGAAUGAUAUCGCUACAAACGAUGGAAGAACCAACGAAAGUGAAAAAAUGGAACAAAGAAAAAAAGAAAUUAAGGAAUUAGCUAACUUAUGUUUAGAAAAGAAUUUAUCAGUUAACAGAGAAAAUAUACAAAUUGUCAGAAAGUUAAAAGAAAAAAGAAUGCUUGAAGAACAAAUUAUUAAAAAUGAUAAUAUCAAAAACAUACAUGAAAAGAGAAAAAUAUUAGAAGAAAUAGAAUACCAUGAAUGGGCAGACAGAGAAAAAAGAAUAAAAGAAUUGCAAGAGAAAAAAAUGAAAUUGUUAAAAAAGGUAAUGGUACAAAGAGACAAGGAAAAGGCAGAAAAAAUAUUUUAUGAAGUAGAAAGAAUUGUUCAAAACAGAGAUAAAAAUAAAGAUAUAAUUAUGGAAAAUUUUGAAAAGGAAAAGGCAAGAGAUAUGAGAAAUUUGUUUGUAGAAAGAAAAAAUAAUCUGAAAACUAUUUUUAAUGAAAAAAAUGAUGUCGUUGAUCAUAUGAUUGAUCACACUUCCAACUACAAUUUAGAAUUGGAAAGAAAUGGAAUGGUACCAAAUAAAAUAAAUGAAAUGUCAUCAAACAAAAUUGAUAACUUACUAAAUCUGAAUGAUCUCAAUAAUUUAAAUAUCACUUAUAAUAAAUCCCCAAAUUACACCCAAGAGGAAAAGAAAUAUAACAAGGUUUCAAAAUAUGAAAAGAAAAAGAAUAAGCAAAUUAUUGACACAUUUUAUAGGUAUUUAAAUAAAGAAGAAAAGGUAUUUUCACAGGGAGAAUAUUUAUUAGGUGAAUCCAUCAAAACACAGAAAAAAACACAAUGCAUGAAAAUUAGUUUCCCCUCAAUAAAUGUUAAAAGUAAUGAGCAAGACAUUUUUGAGAAGAACAUUUUAUAUUUACAAAAUUUGCUAAGGGGUAAAGCUAUAAAAAUGUUAAUGAACGAUGGAAAAGAAUCAUAUAGCGAUUUAAUUGAAGAAUUAAAAGCGUACGAAAAAAUAAAUCAGAUUAGUGCAAAGGAAAAAGAUUUAUUUGAAAAGGAGAACUUUGAAAAGAUAAAAUUUGAUUCUUACCUAGAAAAUGUACAGGGAAGAUACAUAUCAGAAUUGUUAGAUUCCUUAUCUAACGAAUUAGAAAAGUAUGAAGAAGAGAGAAAAAUAGCUGUAUUCGUUAAAUAUGCGGAAAGAGAAAGGAGAUUAAAGGAAUGUAAAGAAAAAGGAAAAAGACAAGCUGAAUUUUUAUUAAGAGAAAAAGAAGAUUUUAUAUUUAAUGAAAUCAUGGGAUUAAAUAAUCAAACUGUUGAUUCUUAUUUAGAGGACAUUUUAAGUAAGGCCAUAAAUGAAGCAUCAAAAGAAGAAGCAUUAAUAAGGACAAAAAAAAAAGCUGAACAGUUGAAUGAAAUUUACAACUUAUUAGAUAAUAGCAAUGAUGAAAAUAAUAAAAUCAUAGUUAAAGAUUUGGUUGGUAACUUUAUUAUUCCGUAUGUAGAUAAGCAAAGAGGAUUAGAAUUCGAUUUAUUAGAGCAAAAAAAAAAUAACUACGUUUCAAAUUUUGCGACACAACACAUUUUUUCUAAAAUUAAUGAAGCUUUUUGA